This is a messenger RNA of Mollisia scopiformis, 1659 nucleotides long. RefSeq lists its product as uncharacterized. Bases 82 to 1659 code for a protein of 525 amino acids. The record is from RefSeq and is a predicted model, not a curated record. The transcript has a single exon. NCBI's taxonomy places the organism in Eukaryota, Fungi, Ascomycota, Leotiomycetes, Helotiales, Mollisiaceae.
CAACUUUUUCUCCAGAUCGAGAGAGUCCCUUUCGGAAAGGGCAAAGUCCCUCUUCUAGGCGCCAUACCCUAAUUGGCAAACAUGGAGCCAUAUCUUUCUCAUGCGCAGUACUAUGACGAAGACGAAGAUCUUCCCGUAUGGAUUGGUCAAGCGCGCACAUUCGUCGACCUAAGACACAGAGAAGCGCAGUACUUCAACGAUAUCCUGGACCAUAAUCUCCCUGAUCGAAUCAACCGUUGGGAUUGCGACGAGGAAAAUGGCUGGACCUUUGAGUUCGACGACUUGGUUCUUGAGGUGCUAAACAAUAUUUCAGGUCCUAUGGAAGUGAAGGCAACAUCUUGGUCGAUGCCACGAACAUAUAUUGAUCCGCUACGGCGAAGCCUUCGACAUCUGUUGUCUGCGCAACUGGACAACCUUUAUGGAGUAACGGAUUUUGCAGUACUAUUACUCCGACUUGUUGAGGAAGCCAACAUAGCACUUCGAGAAUGGAAAGGAGCGUCGUCUGGGAAAGCCGUGGACAUUGGCUGGGACUUGACGGCAAUCAAUAGUGGGGACAUCAGAAAUCUGAUAACGAGCAACGCCCAAGGAGCAAACCUGGAUACAAUCGAAACUACUGCAGAUGAUCUGCUUGGAACGUCCAUCAAGAAAAUCUGUGAGAGAUUGCCAGAACAGUAUCGUAUUCUCCAUGUGGAACCAGUAUUCCGUACCGAUCUAGUCACUCGUUUUAAGCGACGGCAAUAUGAGAUCUACGAAGAUCUCUUGAAGCGUCCAUACAACCGGCUUCGUCAGUGUGUCAGUUCUAAAGCCAUUGCAAGAGGAAGCUCUCUCGACAAGAAGAAACAUCUAGCUGAAGAACUGUCUAGACCAAGGGUUACCUUUCAUGGAAUUCAGCGUCACAACGUUUCAUCAAUCGUUCGAUACGGAUUUGUGAAGCCAGGCGACAAAGCAGGAGACACACAGAUAGAUGUUGCUUGUGGAGCAUCGUUUGGUAUCGGAGUCUAUACCUCCCCUAGUGCCGAGUAUGCUUUGAUGUACGCAGGUGGUUCCGACUCUGGGUUUGGCCAUAAGACUUCCUGCAAUGAUCUGCCUGGAUUACGGUUGAUUGUUUGCGCUGUUCUCAUGGGCCUUCCAGUAGCAGUCACCAGAGAAGAAACUUGGCGAACGACUGAGAUCUCCACUGAGAUUGCGCAUUCUCAUGUUUCUCCGAAUGAGCAGGAGUAUGUCGUAUUCAAUGCCGCACAGGUCAUUCCUUGCUAUGUCAUCCAUUUCGAUUUUGGUGUGGAGUUCGCAAAGGCAGAACUGGCAAAGGUUCCAGUUGAUCCUAAUAGAUGGUCUCGGCAAUGGCGCCAGACAAAAAGUGCUUCUGAUAGACUUUUGAAAUCGACUUACGUUGCACCUGCUGAGGUUGCGGCUGCGAAGCAAGCACGAAAGGCUGCUGCUGCUAAAUGGUUUCCUUACGGCUUUGGCCCAGCUACGGGCACGUCAUUUGUCAUCGAGGAGAUUGGAGAGAUCUCAGAUGAUGAAGAAGAUUACGGUGACUACCAAGGCAUGAGAAUUGAGGUUGAAGACGAGGUUUCCGUGUGGGAAGAGACGGUGACUGGCGGUAGUUCGUGGUUCGAUGAGUACCAGACAUCAAGAACUACAUAUCGGAAGACCUGA